Molecule: messenger RNA, 4596 nt
Organism: Perkinsus marinus ATCC 50983
Lineage: Eukaryota; Perkinsozoa; Perkinsida; Perkinsidae
Exons: 37
Coding region: 1-4596 (1531 amino acids)
Biological process (GO): protein phosphorylation
Molecular function (GO): ATP binding; protein kinase activity
Source: RefSeq, a predicted model, not a curated record
AUGUCACAAGUACCGGAAGACCGGCAGGGCAGGGCCAAGAGCCCCUCCUUGGCCCGGUUGGAGUCUAUUGCUAAGAAGCACCCUGAGAACCCUCUGAAGUCCUUGCAAAGAAGUGGCAAAGGCGUGGUACCAAAGUCUGCUGGAAAUGACCGUAGUCUGACGAGCUUAUUCACUCACGCCCAACGGAGAGUAGCGGCAGCCAUUGCACAUAGAGGCCGGGCUACCCAGCAGAAGUCCAGCAGUGGGAGGAGCAUGUCCUCCCGUCCCCUCACUGCUAGCAUGCCUAAUGUCAAUACAGCAUCCCCUAGUCUUCCCCGGGCAGUUGGCCUAGCUAUGACUGGCCCGGCCUCCUCCCGAGCGGUGGUGGAAGAGUCGCGAGCAGCUGAACUAUGCCAGCUGCCGCCUCUCCCCACUGCCCUGCCCAAAGUCCUACCGUCAAGCGUGAGUCGUGGUGAGGGUAGAGUGCCUGCCCUAGACCUGGCCAAGGCUGGGCCUAUCUCCACGCUGCCUCUGGCUAACAGUGCGUGUCACUCGAAUAGGGUUCUCCCUACUGGAGGGACGCUGACCAGGUCCUCGAGACGACUGCACCUUCGGAAGUCUUGCCGAACAUCUGCUGGCCAGCCGACGUGCUCCUCUACUGCGACGCGAGAUCGGUCCACUAGAGCGAACACCCCCUCUUCCCAGCGGGCCUCGUUGAGCAUUCACGGAAUCAUCGGUGAAGAAGGCCUGCCCUCGGCACUAUUGCCCAGCACUACAAGCAGGGACCCGAGGAGAGAGUUGAAGGAGGAGGCACAACUCGUCGGGGAGCUGGCCUUCCUCGGGGACCUCAGCUGCCUCGCUAAGCUCCAUCACCAGAGGGAAUUGUUCACUCAAGUCGACAGAGAACUGUACCGGAUGGAUGAGCCCUCCUUUACCCCACAAGGGGAGUCCUUGGCCUCCCCAAGGCAGCGUCGCCUUGGCCCCUGUGAGGUCCGCCGGCCCAGCGAGUGGGGGGAGGUACGACGGCUACUACUGACAAUGCUGGGGAAAGUCUCUGUGGACAAGCUGCCGAUCCCGCUACUGUGGGACAUGCUGGUCCCUGGUCUUGAGGCCCUCCCCAUCCCUCUCCUCAUGGCAACAGACUGCGACACCAGCAGCGUUGUAGUCGAGAUGGAAAUGGAGGAGUGCCCGUGUAUGCAGCGGGCCGAGCCAUGCCUUUGUCUGAGCCCAGGGGAGUGGCGGGAAGCCUGGAGGGGACUCAGACGCCAUCGAUCGCGGGCCCGAGAGCAGCUGUCACAAUCGAGUAUUGGUAACCCUUUCGCCGACCCCCUGUUGAGGUCGGUGUGCUCUGGCAUCAGUGAGAGGCUACAUAGAAUGGAGAAGCAGGCCGGUGGGGAGGGGGAGGCUGGCCUGAUGGUCAUGCCAGAGGGAGUGGAGGAGCAGUUGGUCCUCCUGGGUGAGUACGUCCGAAGAGCUGUGUUCCCUGGUGUAUGUGCCGCCCAGGCCCUGGCAGCUGUCCUGCCUACACUGGUAGAGGUCAAGGAGCUCCUCAAGGCCUUCCACGUUGAGGUGAGGAGGCAGAAUGAGGUCCAAGCAGUGGCGGAGCUUCGGGCGGGGUCGAUGGACAGCCUGAGCCCUAUGCAGUCGAUGAGGACCCCUCGCCCUGCCGACCUCUACCGCUGGAGGCGCCUUGUGAUAGCCCUCUCGUGGAUCGCCUCUGCCCUACUAGAGUGCUCUGAUGAUGCUAUCAUGGCUGAGGGCAUCCUAACGACCCUACUAGACCUCCCAGUCGUUGCCUCCCAGCCGGUCACUGGGACCACCCCGACAGAGUCGGCCACUCCCUUCUAUGCCCUCCUGAUCCCGGUCAUAGCGGCUGCCUUCUUCCCCGAAACAGUGGAGGAUUCCGGUAUGUGGGUCCAUCCCGAGAUAGAGGACAGGAGGUUAGCCCUGGACCGGCUAAGGCUGCUCAAGGUCGUCUCGGCACUAAUUAACAUCAUCCGGAGGGCCCUAGGGUCUACCCAGGAUACCCCACCAGCGACGGUGUACGUACCGAUGGCUGGGCGUCUAUCCUCAGCCUGGGCAGCCAUCACCGAGCAUGUUGCCCCAGUGGUCAUGGGCUCCUGGACUGCCUCCCUCUUCGCCCAUGGGACCGGCAUCAUUCCUAGGUUCUUGGUCUCCCGUAGCUCCUCAUGUCAGCUGGAGGGCUCGGCCGUGGAGGUGCUGUUAGAGUUAAGGCUGGCAGAAGCCGAGGCCGCCCUCUUCUCGAUACCUGCGGACCUCAAUGGCUUCCUCUUGGACCCUCAUGUUGGGUGCCACCAACAGGGCGAGGGGAGCUCGGCAGCAGUGGGAGCUGUUGAGGACUCCCUGGCUGUGGCCCAUCUGGGGGUCCUGGCGUCCGUCGCUCGAGGUCGUAGUGCAGCUGCGAGGAAGAAGUUCUACUCGCUGAGGGUGGUGGAAUUCCUCUGUGGGGAGAUAGAUUUGGAGCACGCAGUUUGCCAUAUGGAAGGACGGUAUCUGCAGUUCGGCACUCAGGAGGGUCGACCUACUAGCGGCGAGGAGGACAUGGUCUCGACUGGCGGCUCAUGGGUAGAUGGAGACCAUCAUGGUGAGGAAGGGGGAGGAGAGUCCUCGGAGUAUUAUUCUUCCGAUGAGGGCCGAACUCCAGCAGUGCCACAGGCAUCUCGCAAGGUCGUAGUCCCUGGCCUGUCCUUGACUGGUCUAGGCCCCUCCACACAAGGGUGUGCGGCCCUUCUAGGCUCCAUGCCCGCAGAGGAAGCUACCAGAGACCCUGUCAGCAAAGCACAUAUCGAUGGUGAUGGGCCUUUGCCUCCUCCAGUGGCUCUACCGCCAGUCACUGUUAGUAACAAGGAGCUCAGGAAGAGUUUGUCGGCUGAACCCCUGCCUCCCCCAGUGUCCUACCCCGAGUGCCAGGAUGUGGCCCAUGAGAGGAGCCUCAUGGAUGAUACCUCCUCCUCUUCCUCGACGCCCCCCAGCAGUCGGGCUCCUCAGUUCGCCCCCACGGCUCCGUCGCCGCCCAUAGUGCCAAGACUAGCCUUCCAGGGUCUGCCGCCUUCUGUCCAAGGGCCCGGUGGCCUCGGCAUCGACCCGACCCCACCUGAAUACGCUCUAGGAGGCCCUGAUACCCCUGUGGAGCCGCCUGGGGAGGUGAUCAUCUGGCGGGUCCGCAUCGAUAGUACUGAGGGUCAGAUACCGGUCUCCAGCAUGGUUGAUGGCCCCUAUGAGGAUGGACCAUCCAGUAGGCUGUCACCAGAGCUGUUCUACGACUGUGGUCGGAGGUGUAGGAGGCUCUACCGCUCGGAGGAACUACAAGAGGGCAUACUAAGGCUACUGCUGCUGCUACUGUUGUCGGCGACAAGGGGCACUCUGGACUGCCGCUACUGUGACCAGUUCCCAGCGCUGAAUCGCAAAGUCAAUGUCCUGUUCAUCCUGGGGGUCCACCUUAGUCAUCCAGCCAACUUUGGGGCCUUGCGCCGACUGCAACACCACGAGGAUAUGAAAGUCGUCGGUGGUGGGGCCUUCGGGACGGUCUUCCGCUGCGAGACGGUCCUCCAGCGUGAGGCCGCCGCUGCUGCCGCCGAUUAUGAUGAUGAUGACGACACUGAAGUGGUCGCAGUGAAAUUGGUUAACCGCAACCCGAACAUUAGAGAUAGGUGUGUGCUCUACGAUGUCUACAAUGAGGUGACGUGCCUGGAGGAGGGGCGUUUCGAUGACUACAUGACGGAGAUCUACGACUACGGUUUCGAUGGUUCCUCUUACUGGAUCGUCAUGCGAUUCUACACCAUGACGUUGACGAAGUGGCGGGCGCGCUUGGGCCAGCCCUUGGAGGACCAUCUUUUGGACCUCUUGGAAACCUAUCGUAAAAUCCUCACUGCAGUCGGCAAGCUCCAUAGGGACGGCUUGGUCCACUACGACCUCAAAUGUGACAACAUUAUGGUCCUCGACCACGGUUCUGCUCGUGCCAGCGACAUUUCUGUAGUGCUGGCUGACUUCGGGGAGAGUCGGGUACUCGAGGGACCACAAAACGCCGAUCUAUGUGUCCGCAACCGUGGGACGGAGUUUGUAAAGCCGCCCGAGAUGCUCACCAUCGAGCGGGCCCUUCGUCGAGAUGACGCGGCCUUCGAUCGGCGUAAAAGUGUUGGUACCACUACGGCCAGCGACGUUUGGAGUGUUGGCUGCAUGCUGUACGAACUCAUCACCGGACAGUACCUCUUCUACAAUGACGAUUGGAUCCGUUUCUAUAUGCGUCUCACUGGUGGUCCGGAGCGGGCUGCUCGCUAUGGCUCGCCAGCCGUAGCGGCCCCGAUUGAUAUUCUCACUGACGAUAAUAUACAAAUGCUCGACAACAACGCCUGCCUCUGCGACUUCCUAAGGUUUAUGCUGGUUCGAGAUCCCCAGUGCCGGCCGACCAUCCCGGCUGUCCUCCAUCGCUUCCAUAGGGUCAAUGCAGCUGUCCAGCUGGAAUGUGGCGUACGUCCUCACACGUGGCGGAGGUGUCCUGGAGAUGAGCGUGCUCAGCAGCGCCCGUCGGUCCCCUGCUACUUCUCGCCAGUCUUCGCCUCCUGGGACGACCAGGUCCAUCAGACUACCGUACCUUGA